AUGUCUACCAAAAAACUGUUUAUAACUGGUGCAACUGGGUACAUUGGAGGGAGCGCUCUUGAAGGAAUCCUCAACCAAUUCCCAAACAUUCUAGCUACAGCUCUGCUCCGCUCGUCGUCCGCCGAAUUCAAGGCUCGAUAUCCAAACAUCGAAAUCGUGCUUGGGGAUUUUGAUGCCUUCGAAGUCAUCGAGAAGAGCGCCGAGGAUGCUGACAUUGUCAUUCACACGGGAGAUAGCGACCACCCAGGCUGUGCAGCCGCGAUCCUUUCUGGCCUUCAGAAGAAGACAACGCCGAGUUUUCUCAUCCAUCUUACUGGCACUGGCUGUAUUUCCGACGAGCAAAUACACGAGAUAUAUGAUCUCCCAGACUCGGCAAAGCAUCAUGUCAUUGAUAAGGACAUCAUGAAUGCUUCCAAUGGGCUACUGAAAACGGCAUGCAUUUGUCCUCCAGACAUAUACGGGCAGAGUUCUGCCGUGGGGACUAGGGCUACAUUCUUGGUUCCCGAAUACGUGAGAGUGGCAAUGGAAAAUAAAGUAGCCUUCUAUCUAGGCAAAGGAGAGAACAUGAGGGCUGUCACAUAUAUUGACGACGUUGUGGAUCUGUUUGUGAUCUUAGUGGGCCAAGCCUUGCAAGGCGGAGGAUCAGCACAAUGGGGAAGAGAGGGAUUUUAUUUUGCCGUUUCUGGUGAGGCCAGGUGGAUCGACGCCGCCGAAGCUGUGAACAGGAUUGGUCUCCAACAAGGAUGGCUGCCAGCAGAAAGCAAGCCGGUUUCGUGGACCGAAGCACAAGUGAACGCUAUCUUUCCACAUAUGCCAGGCAUGGCUCUCUACCUCUGGGGCUCGAAUAGUCGAGCUGAAUCUGUGAGGGCAAGAAACCUAGGCUGGAAGCCCCAUGGGCCGAGCUUUUGGGAAUCGCUUGAGGAAGACGUCUCCAUUGCAGUGGCAAAGCUGAGAAAAUAA
Hyaloscypha bicolor E is the source of this 960-nucleotide messenger RNA. Its product is annotated as NAD(P)-binding protein. The record is from RefSeq and is a predicted model, not a curated record. The coding region runs from base 1 to 960 and encodes 319 amino acids. NCBI's taxonomy places the organism in Eukaryota, Fungi, Ascomycota, Leotiomycetes, Helotiales, Hyaloscyphaceae. The transcript is spliced from 5 exons.